This is a messenger RNA of Hydatigera taeniaeformis, 1500 nucleotides long. NCBI's taxonomy places the organism in Eukaryota, Metazoa, Platyhelminthes, Cestoda, Cyclophyllidea, Taeniidae. The record is from the annotation of a GenBank genome assembly.
AUGGACAAGAUCGUGGCCUGUGCCUACUCUGGCAACGUACUCAGCUCCAGGACCGUUGCCGUUACCACCUUCACACCAUUAAUAUCAGUAGAGGAGCGAAAGGCAGGCCGGCGCAUUCUCCUCGCUCAUCUCCACGACUGCUUCGCUAACGCUGACGCUUGUCUCCCCGCUGAUCCUGGGAUGAGACAGUACCACCUCUCCAUCCUCCACACUCUAGUCAUUAGUUGUACGGAGGAGAGCUCGGAGUUUUGUCUUCAUCUACUAAUGCAGGACUUUGCUACUCUACGCUACAAUCCCUACGCGUUGGCCACCGGAAAAACCGUCGCUGUUACUGACCCGAAGAUUUCCAAGUACCUCAAUGUUCGCUGUCAAAGUGUGCGUGAUCUACACAUGUACGUCGGAGUCAAUGUCUUCCGUCUUGUCCGCGCCCAGACCUCCUCUAUGCUGCCUUACUUCGAUUCCUUUUGCUCUGAGCUCAACAACAUUUGGACGAAUGGGUAUGGAGGCCUUGGAGAGCGAUGUCUUCUAUUGGAAGUCGUCAUAUACCUAGCAUUGCGCCUUCCUUGCACAUUCGCGGAACAGCGGGAUAAACUGUCGAUCAUACUCGCUGGCGUUCUUACAGAAUGGAACAACCCUAAGUGUCCCCUUGUGAUCAUCGGUGCUGACAAGGCGGGUAAUGAAGGAAAAUUCAAGGGUGGAACGGAGUGGUUAAUUGACUAUUUUGGUCUUUCAAUGGAUGCAGACGAGAUCCUGGGAAGUAUGGACUUCCUCACGGGCAGAGUUGCUACGCGUCUGGAGCUGCGCUGGAUAUCACUGGCUACUGUCGCCAUCGUGAGGCAGUUGAAAGGGACCCUUUCUCCUGAACAGACGGACGCUGUGUCCAUUCCUCUAAUCGAAAAGUUAGUCGUCCCCGCCUUCAAUUUGCUCAGGACUUUGAACAAGCUUUGGCAGCCAAAGACAGCACAACUCUGCCACCCUUCAAUGCGAUCGGUGCUGGAGGUGACGCAUGCUGAAAUGGCUCUGCUAGCUAACAUAAAGUUGAAAAACCCCUCCAGGAAUUCUGAUCCAGAGAGCCUUGUGACAGUUGAGCACCGUGAGAUAUCAGAGGACUACGUGCCAAAAUUACAAUCCUUUCUAACGCAACUUUACGAAUCGACUAUCCAUAUAUGCAAUUUCAUGGUAGCAAUCACGGCGAGCCGUUUCUACGCUCUACCCACUGAUCAACUGAGCCAUCUGCUCUACAACUAUAUGUGCCCCAGUAUUGACUCCUUGCCUGACUUUCGACUGCUUCAGCUACUUCGUGAGUCUUUUCCUACAUUCCACUUAUUGAGAGCUUUGAAAACGAGUUUCCAGUCAUUUAAAGUAGGACUAUUUGAUUUUUUUUCCUCGAACCAUCAUUUUUGUGAAGGCAUUUUUGCAGUUGUACUUUUCGUGAUCAUUACACAAAGUUCUUUACUGGAGAAGAGGCUGAGAUUGAUUCCAUCAUUAUACUUUACCUGA